This is a messenger RNA of Musa acuminata subsp. malaccensis (wild Malaysian banana), 1401 nucleotides long. Its product is annotated as 3-hydroxyisobutyryl-CoA hydrolase 1. The record is from RefSeq and is a predicted model, not a curated record. Lineage: Eukaryota; Viridiplantae; Streptophyta; Magnoliopsida; Zingiberales; Musaceae. Gene Ontology annotation, molecular function: 3-hydroxyisobutyryl-CoA hydrolase activity. Gene Ontology annotation, biological process: L-valine catabolic process.
GAAGAAAACAAACACCCGCAACUAAACGAAGACCAUACAUGGCAACAGGGGUGUGAUCCCGCUCCUCUCUCUCGCCCUCGCCAUCCGAUUGCGGUCUGGUUGUACAGGGGUUUCGGAGAUCGUCAUGGCGUCCUCCGACGACUCGACCAACGACGGGGCCGAUCAGGUUUUGACUGAAGAACGUGGGUACACAAGAUUAUUGACACUUAAUAGGCCUCGACAAUUGAAUGCUCUCUCUUUUCCGAUGAUUAUGCAACUCCUCAACAACUUAAUUGCUUAUGAGAAGGAUCCUGAAGUCAAAUUAUUGAUAUUGAAGGGAAGAGGAAGGGCAUUUUGUGCUGGAGGAGAUGUUGCUGCAAUCAGCCGUUCUGUGACAGAAGGUCAUUGGACUUCGGGUGCACAAAUUUUCUGGAAUGAGUUUAUCUUGAAUUACAUAAUUGCAACCUACAGCAAACCACAGGUUUCUAUUCUCAAUGGAAUUGUCAUGGGAGGUGGAGCUGGUCUUUCUAUACAUGGGAGAUUUCGAGUUGCCACAGAGAAAACGGUUUUUGCAAUGCCAGAAACAUCACUGGGGUUGUUUCCAGAUAUAGGUGCUUCAUACUUUCUAUCAAGGCUCCCUGGAUUCUUUGGAGAAUAUGUUGGGUUGACUGGUGCAAGGUUAGAUGGAGCUGAAAUGCUUGCAUGUGGCCUUGCAACUCACUUUGUCCCUUCUAUGAAAUUAACACUGUUGGAAGACACACUUGCAAAGGUGGAAACUUCCGAUCAUUUUGCUAUCUGUGCAAUUAUUGAUCAAUUCUCAAGACGCGUGCCUCUAAAAGAAAGCAGUGCUUUUAAUGGCUUCGAUGUGAUUAACAAAUGCUUCUCGAAAGAAACAGUUGAAGAAAUAUUGUCUGCUCUUGAAUUAGAAACUGUAGAUGCAGCUAAUGAGUGGAUUGUGGUAGCUAUCCGGUCACUGAAAAAGGCAUCACCAAUCAGUCUGAAAAUUACUCUCAGAGCGAUAAGAGAAGGGCGAGUGCAGCGAGUUGGCCAAUGCUUGAUGAAAGAUUACCGAUUGUGCUGCCACAUUUUGCGCAAAGAAGCCAGCAAUGAUUUCUUCGAGGGUUGCAGGGCUAUAUUGGUGGAUAAAGACAGGAACCCAAAGUGGGAUCCUUGUAGUCUGGAUUUAGUGGAUGUGAAGGUGGUGGAUCGAUAUUUUUCGGAAGUCGAUGAUGCAUGCUGGGAGGACCUGAAACUUCCUGUGAGGCAUGCGUCCAAGUUGUGAAAGAUCUGCUGACCUGGUGAUCAUAAACUAGUAUGACGAUGUCCAAAAAGACAAAAAGAAAAAGGACAAUUCGUGUGCGGGUCUUUCUUUUUGUGAUUUAAAUUAAAGUAAUAAAAAAUCUAAGUAUAUGUAGAUUUAAA